GCUACUACCCUACCACUGGUUCGCUUUCAUUAGCUGGAGUGACGACGACAGAGACGGUUCAACAUCCACGAGGAGAAAACGGUUGCUUCAAACCAACACAAUUGAGCAUUUUUGAAUUUUAUUCGAAAUAUAUCGUCGUGUUUACGUUUUCUGAAGGCGACUUUUCUGAUAUAUUGUAUAUUUUAAAGUCAUCAGGAGGACCAAAGGUUUAAACUCAACGUUACAGUCGACGCUUGUGGCAAAAAAAUAACUAACAAUGGCCAAGGGAGAAGACUCACACUCUGAAAUGGCCGACGUUCGACAGAGAGAUGGCAUCAAUGUAAUCUUUGACCAGAACAGCCCUGCCUCAUCUCGCUCCCGCUCACCAGCCAGAAGCAGCGGUGGUGGCAGACGCUCUGUUGGCUCUGGUCGCCACAGGGGACGUGGCACCCAUGGGCGACGUUACAGGUCUUCAUCGUCGUCUUCGUCCAGCAGCAGGUCUUCCUCUCACACCAGGUCCCGCUCUCACCCUCGUUGCCACAGACCUUCUUCCCGCUGUCGCUGUGACAAACAUCGCAGAAAUGGCCGUGAGCGCCGCUCCAGGCAUUCCAGCCGCAGGUACAGGAGGUCUGUGAGUCGGUUUUCCCAAUCCCCACCCAGAACCCACAAAAGCGGCUCAAGGUCCGAAUCUUCAGAGCAUUCUGUCAACUUAAAUUUGGAUGAUAAAGAAGAACUCCUCAAAACUGCAAAGUCCAAUGCUACGACGAUUCUAGGAGUGGAGAAGCUGGAACUUCCCGAGAGGAUCCUAGAAGUGGAGAAGCUGGAACUUUCUGAUUGUGUGAAACCAAUCCUGUCAGAGCAGUCGGUGGAGUUCAAAUGGGUGUCGUCAGAUACAUGGGUGAGACAAGACCCUGAAAAGACUCUGUCACAGAUAACAUGACAGUGGUCUCCUUCACUCAUCGGCACCUGGGAUUAAAGGGCUGUCAUGUGACUUGGGUGACGACAAUAUGUGUUUGCGUGAAAGGUUAUCUGAUAACUCUUGUAAUGUUCACAAUGUGUAAGUUUAUCAACUAGAGGCUUGCAAUUAAACAAACACAUAUGUAGAUUGCCUCAAAAUCAGAUGAUGCACACAGUCCAUAAACAUGCUAAAUAUACACAUAGAUACGUAGAUGAUGCAAUUCAGCUAUUGUAUUACACUGACUCCACUUCAUAUAGAUAGGUAGUAGAUUUUUGACAUUUCUAAUGUAUUCAUGCUUGCAGUUGAAAUGGGUCAUUGUUAUUUAGCAGAAUCCUCCACUCGCUGAUGGAGCACAGGCGUGUGGACUGCAUUAUAGUGACUAUCCCUGUCAAGAACUAAAAACAGAUGAAGAACUCCUCUCCAUAUGCCAAAGAUAAGUUGGUUCACCAGCUGCGUGCUGAGGGCUGGGAAACCUACGUCACCAUCAUUCUGCCACUGUAGACAGAAAAGACAAACCUUUACUCUAUUUUUCUUUGCAUUUUAUUCUGUUUCAAGGUCUGUCCUUGUAGGAUUCAUUAAAUGGUCGAGCCAGGCCUUUGAUGGCAGUGGGACGGGGGUGUUAAGUGUUGAAGCUAACACUUAAAUAACAAUGCAAUAGAAGUUUUUUUUUUUUUUUUAUUCAUUUCUUAAUUAUUAUUUUUUUA
Messenger RNA from Perca flavescens (yellow perch), 1641 nucleotides. It is a transcript of the gene rsrp1, whose product is annotated as arginine/serine-rich protein 1. The transcript has 4 exons. The record is from RefSeq and is a predicted model, not a curated record. Bases 257 to 919 code for a protein of 220 amino acids. Lineage: Eukaryota; Metazoa; Chordata; Actinopteri; Perciformes; Percidae.